Alternaria triticimaculans is the source of this 1359-nucleotide messenger RNA. RefSeq lists its product as uncharacterized. Gene Ontology annotation, biological process: positive regulation of proteasomal ubiquitin-dependent protein catabolic process; ubiquitin-dependent protein catabolic process; protein polyubiquitination. Gene Ontology annotation, molecular function: ubiquitin conjugating enzyme binding; zinc ion binding; ubiquitin protein ligase activity. Gene Ontology annotation, cellular component: cytoplasm; ubiquitin ligase complex. Bases 1 to 1359 code for a protein of 452 amino acids. The record is from RefSeq and is a predicted model, not a curated record. Lineage: Eukaryota; Fungi; Ascomycota; Dothideomycetes; Pleosporales; Pleosporaceae. The transcript has 2 exons.
AUGACCGAGUUCAACCUGGAAGACGAGCGCGCCGAAGAGCUCAGCACGCUGCAGUCCAUCUACCCGGAGCUGGUCAUCAACGAUAGCGAUCCGUACUCGGCCACUCUCGAACUGCUCGUCGCACCCGCCAAGCCUCUACCUAUCACCUUUGAGCCACAGCAAGAUGUCGAACGACUCCCAUACCUCCCUCCGCUGCGCCUCGAAAUUAUACUGCCUGCCGAAUAUCCCGAACAUCUACCGCCUGUAAUUCGACUGUCGACUUCGCCUUCAUGGAUCCGCGAGGAUCUACAGGCCCGACUGACAACCGAAGCGAAGACACUUUGGGAGGAGUACGGAGGUGGUUCCAUACUCUUCUCGUACAUCAGCUCUCUCCAAGAACAGGCCGAGAAUGCCUUUGGCCUGGAAGACCUCACGCUACCCUCGUCCAUGCAGAAGGAGCUGGUUGACUAUAGUCGGCGGAUGAAGAAGGAACUGUUUGACAAAGACACAUUCGAUUGUGGAGUCUGUCUCGAGCCGAAGAAGGGAUCCGCGUGCUAUCGCAUGGCCCGCUGUAGCCAUGUCUUCUGCAUCAACUGCCUCCAGGAAUACUACGACAGCUGUAUAACAGAGGGAAACGUCAACAAUAUCAAAUGCAUGUCCACGGAGUGCGGUAGUAGUGGGAAGAAGAAGGACCGGCUACUGUCACCCAAGGAGCUGUUACAAAUCCCUAUAUCCCGCGACCAGGUCGAGCGAUACGCGAAGAUAAAGCGGAAGAAGAAGAUCGAAUCCGACCCGAACAUCGUAUAUUGUCCGCGCAAAUGGUGUCAAGGCGCUAUGCGGUCUGAUAAAUACCCUAAGAUUACGGACGUAACGCAGAUGGACGAUUCAGAUUCUGAAGCAGACGAUGAGGGCCCAGCUCAACCACAGGAGACCCAGACCGAAAGCGGCCCGGAAAAGCGUGGAGUCGGGGUACGAGGUAUGGAGCGGUUGCAGGUCUGUGAAGAUUGCACCCUUGCCUUUUGUGUCAUCUGCCUAGCAUCGUGGCACGGAGACUUCGUACGCUGCGAGCCACGCAAUGUCACAGAGCUCACCGAGGACGACCAAGCAUCGCUCAACUUUAUCAUGAAGAAUACGACACCAUGCCCAUACUGCUCUGUACCCUGCCAGAAAGCAUGGCUCAAUCCGGACCACCCCUACCACCACUUCAACGAACCCAAGUUUAAGAGCUGCUUUCGGCGCCUCAUGGACGGAGUCGAAGGCGAUAUGGACCAAGGCGGGCGACAGUGGGGUGGUAGGAGGGGAGCUGAGCAGCUGGCGGAGUUCUGGGAGGAGGAAGCUAUGCGGAUCCAGAUGGCGGAGCUGGGCGAGCUGGUACAAUAG